Messenger RNA from Fomitiporia mediterranea MF3/22, 1161 nucleotides. RefSeq lists its product as uncharacterized. The transcript has 9 exons. Gene Ontology annotation, molecular function: calcium/calmodulin-dependent protein kinase activity; calmodulin binding; ATP binding. The coding region runs from base 1 to 1161 and encodes 386 amino acids. Lineage: Eukaryota; Fungi; Basidiomycota; Agaricomycetes; Hymenochaetales; Hymenochaetaceae. The record is from RefSeq and is a predicted model, not a curated record. Gene Ontology annotation, cellular component: cytoplasm; nucleus. Gene Ontology annotation, biological process: protein autophosphorylation; peptidyl-serine phosphorylation; intracellular signal transduction.
AUGUCAGCGAGCACAAGUCAGCCUGGCAGAUCAAAGUCCAAAGCAAAGAAAGUGAUGACAGAAGAUGAAGUAACCGCGAGCCGGUAUAACUGGGACUUUAGUCAAGCACUCAGUGAUUUCUCAAUGCAUGGAGUGACUAUUAAAGGCAUUAGACUCAAAACUUCGUCUGGAAAAGCUGCUCGUUACAAGGCACUGGAAUUUAUCCCCGUUAAAGAUGAUACAAAUAAAAUGGUAGUUACGAAAUUAUGGGACAUACAUGACCACCUGUUAGAAGAAUACAAAAAAAACAAGAUUAGUACAGAGCAUAUUCUACUCCUUGAUACUAAUUUUAGAUACGAUAUCAACCUUAGUGGCAACGUUGCUGUUACGAUUCUAGAGAUACUAGAGGGCGACAAUGAAGUUCUAGUUUUUGAAUAUGCUAAAGGCGGGAAUCUAGACGACUGGAGAAAAGAAAGAGAGCCAAGCAUGCCUAUAGAAAUGGAAGUAGCGUGUAUUGGAUACCCGAAAAGAAUUCUGUUCAUGGAAGAAGCUAAUAAAUACCAAGGGCUUGAUAUUGGCAAGGAUCUUAAAAUUUCCAAUAUGAGAAAAGGCGAAGGGACUGAGCAAUAUGAUAAAUUAGAGGCUAAAAUAAGCAUAAAUCAUGAUGGGAUAUAUGAAUAUUUGGAUUAUCUUCCCCCUGAAGUGACAGAUCUAGCAAGUAAUGUAGGAGCUGGGGCUUCUAGACUGACCCCUGCAGUGGAUGUCUUCUCUGCUGGCAUGAUACUUGCCGAAAUGCUAAACGUGCGCCCGCCGAGCCAUCGAAUGACUGCCAAUGGUGAAGUGAUGGCACUUACAGAAUAUGAUGUAUCAUAUUUAGCAGGGUGUUGUACGACUUGUGAAGAAAAUUGGAAAAAAAUAUCCAAAAAAGGUAGAGAUAUAAUAAAAAACCUUACAAGGGCAAAUUAUAAGGAACGGCCAUCUGCUAAAAAAGCUGUUGCACUUGUAGUUGAGUGGAUCAAUCAACUUGGGGAAGAUGAGCGCCAACGGCAAUACAAUGAAAGGGAGAAAAAGCGAAAAGAACAACUCAAAGAGCAACAUGAAAGACAGCAUUCCAAGUCCUCCACAUCUCAGACAGGAAAAGAACAGAAAGUAUAUCAUUAUAAGUUCAAAAAGCAACAGUAA